Molecule: messenger RNA, 1617 nt
Organism: Oryza brachyantha (malo sina)
Lineage: Eukaryota; Viridiplantae; Streptophyta; Magnoliopsida; Poales; Poaceae
Exons: 11
Coding region: 38-1270 (410 amino acids)
Molecular function (GO): protein binding
Source: RefSeq, a predicted model, not a curated record
CUCCCCUCUCCGGCCGCCGCAACGAGCAGCCGCCGCCAUGCAGGCCGCCGCCGCCGCGCGCGCGCGCCGCCUCCUCACGUCGCCGGUGGCGUCCGGGAUCCCCGGCAUAUUCUCCGCAACUAGGUUUGCCGAGAGCGGCGCUCUUCCCCAUCUCGAUGGUCUCCCGCCAGCCCCGUCUCCGGCCCCUCCGCGCCAGGCUAGGAGCUUCUCCUCCGCCGCCUCCUCGUCUCUCCUAACCCGUAGCUUGCUAUCGCCAUGUAUAUCUUCUCAAUGGCAGAAUGAGAAAUCAUUGUUCUAUCAUAUGGCAGCAACUCACUUCUCAACAGAAGCAAGUGACAUUGAUCAACCUACAGAGGCUGUAGAGGAGCUGUAUCAAAAAAUGUUGAAAUCUGUUGAAGCCGAGACCAUGCCUCCGAAUGCCUGGUUGUGGUCAUUGAUAAGUAGCUGUUCCAAUAAUGAGGACAUCAAACUACUUUUUCAGAUUUUGCAGAAGCUAAGAGUAUUUAGACUAUCAAAUCUUCGCAUUGAUGCAAACUUCAAUGAUCAUCUUUGCAUGAAAGUCGCGGAGGCUUGUGCUCGUGUUGGUGCCCUUGACUAUGGACUGAAGGUUUUGUGGAAGCACAAUAUUUAUGGAAUUACGCCUACCAUUGGUUCUGCUCAUUAUCUACUGAAACAUGCUAAAGAGAAAAAUGAUACUAAACUAAUGGGAAGUAUAAUGCUAGUCCUUCAGAGAAAUUCGAUGCAAUUGCAACCAGGCACUGCUGAUAUAGUCUUCAGCAUCUGCUAUAACGCUGAUAGAUGGGAUCUACUCUCAAAGUAUGCAAGAAGAUUUGUGAAGUCUGGAGUCAAGCUGCAUGGUACUGCAUUUGACAUUUGGAUGGACUUUGCUGCCAAAGUUGGAGACUCCCAAUCUAUAUGGAACAUCAACGGCCUGAGAGGCAAGUCAGUCAAACGCUAUAGUCGUGCAACAGGUUUUGCAUGUGUAAAGGGUUUUCUGCUUGAACGCAAGCCAGAAAGUGCUGCUGCCAUGAUUAAACUACUUCACAAGCAUACACCUGAUGAGAAGAAACAAUUGGUGAAGGAUGAGCUCCAGAAGCUGGUUGCUGAUUGGCCAACAGAAGUGAUCAAAAGGCAGAAGAAAGAUGACAGGAAGGCGUUGGAGGAAGCUUUGAUUACAGAUAUCCCUAGAAUGAUCAGUUCCAUGGGGAAGUCGGGCCUUGAUAUUUCUGUGAGUUUGGACAAGCUUAACCCUCAAUUUGAAGCAGCUUGAGAAGAAACACCUUUGUCCUGAUCGUCUGGCAGCUGAAAUAUACCUGACUACCCUGAAGGGACUGAGUUAAGCAUGAGAUGGUUUAUCUGUAACGGAUGCAGGCAGGCAACCAACGUCUCGCAGUCCCAGCCAUUAUUUGUGCAACAUACAUUCAAUUUCAUGGGUAGCACUAGCCUCCCGGAGGAGAAUAACAUGUACGACGAGGGACGAGUCUUAGAGCAUACGUUCUGUCUGUUGUUGGACUUGACAGCUUGCCAUGUGCUUUCCAAGUUUCUGUGAUAGUUUUGUAGAAACCCUAGUGAAAAUUUCACGCAUGAAAUUCAAGAAUGAAUCUCGGACAUUUUAAA